This is a messenger RNA of Nicrophorus vespilloides, 1672 nucleotides long. It is a transcript of the gene EndoA, whose product is annotated as endophilin-A. The coding region runs from base 280 to 1635 and encodes 451 amino acids. Gene Ontology annotation, molecular function: protein binding. The record is from RefSeq and is a predicted model, not a curated record. Gene Ontology annotation, biological process: synaptic vesicle uncoating. Gene Ontology annotation, cellular component: glutamatergic synapse; cytoplasm; presynapse. NCBI's taxonomy places the organism in Eukaryota, Metazoa, Arthropoda, Insecta, Coleoptera, Silphidae. The transcript is spliced from 14 exons.
UUAGUACGGCGGUGGCAGCGUUUGACAGUUUCAUUCAGUUUCAUUCGGAUUCUGAAUCCAGUCAAACAGUGUUUAGGCGCAGCUGUGUACGUACCAAAAUCUUCGAAUUCCUGAUUGCAAAGAGAAAAAUUCGCGCUAAACCAUUCAAACCGACAAGUGAAGCAGUUUUCACCACCCAGACGACAACGAAGACAAAUUCAGGCCUGAAUUUAAUCAAAUGCAUGCAGUGUAGGAGUAGUAGAGAUACUAAUUGAACCUCUGGCGAAAAUCGUUUUUGAAAUGGAUACCAAAAUGGCAUUCGCAGGGCUAAAGAAGCAGAUCAACAAAUGCAACCAGUACAUGACGGAGAAGAUGGGAGGAGCAGAAGGGACAAAGUUGGACCUGGACUUCAUGGAAAUGGAGAGGAAAACCGAUGUCACCUAUGAACUGGUCGAGGAACUGCAAAUGAAAACCAAGGAAUACUUGCAGCCGAAUCCAACUGCUAGGGCCAAGAUGGCUGCCGUCAAAGGCAUUAGUAAGUUGAGCGGCCAAGCAAAAUCCAACACCUAUCCUCAACCGGAAGGUGUCCUUGGUGAUUGCAUGCUCCAUUACGGCCGUAAGUUAGGAGAUGACAGUAUGUUCGGGCAGGCCAUGGUUGAAAUGGGCGAAUCCUUGAAGCAAAUGGCCGAUGUGAAAUACUCACUUGAUGACAAUAUUAAGCAAAACUUUUUGGAGCCCUUGCAUCACCUUCAAACGAAAGAUAUAAAAGAGGUCAUGCAUCAUCGGAAAAAAUUACAGGGAAGACGACUCGAUUUCGAUUGCAAACGCAGGAGGCAGGCCAAAGAUGCAAAACUUAAGGGCGCACUGAGCCCUUACUCAAGCCCUGUUAAGACUCAGGGCCGAAGUACUGAUGAUGAGAUUAAGAUGGCCGAGGAUAAAUUUGCUGAAUCUCUGCACCUUGCUCAAAUGGGAAUGUUUAACUUGCUGGAAAAUGAUGUGGAGCAAAUCUCUCAGUUAGCCACGUUCGCAGAGGGGAUGUACGAAUAUCAUAGCCAGUGCGCUGAAGUAUUGAAAACACUAACCGAGACUUUGUUGGAAAAGAAAGACGAGGCGGCCAAUCGUCCGAAGAUCGAGUUUGUACCGAAAUCACUUGCAGAUCUUAAUAUAGAGGCGGUGUCGGAUAUGAAUGGUACAUUUAAUUCCAUAAUUCCAACAGCUCCGCCACCCGCAUACACACCUCAUAAUUUCCCUCCUCCCGCAUAUAGCAUAAACAACAAACCUCCAAUCACCAACAAACCUCAAACCAUGCCCAGACCAGAUCCAUUUGACCCCUGGAACUGUACAGGCUCGUCACAACUGUCUUCACCACAACACAAGCCUCAUCAGUUAGAGUUGCUACCUGGACAGCAUUCUGCUAAUGCAUCUCCGUUGCCGUCCCCGAUGAAAUCUCCGGCCAAGACUCCGUUGGCUAGGGCUCCAUGCUGCACAGCUUUGUACGAAUUCGAGCCAGAGAAUCCAGGCGAGCUGGGAUUCAAGGAAAACGAAGUGAUCACUUUGAUAAAUAAGAUCGACGAGAAUUGGUUCGAGGGCAGUCUGAAUGGCCGCACAGGAUACUUUCCAGUGUCUUACGUGAAGGUCGAUGUGCCUUUACCAUGAGUGACCGGCUAGGGUGGACGUAAAAGCAACAUGCAAA